AGAGUGCAUUAUUUUAAAUAUUUACAGUGAUAUCAGGUCAGGAGAGAGUCUGGUGAAGAAAGUCAGAGAACCCUGGAGAAGAGGUUAUGCUGAGGUGUGGAGAUGAGCAUAUAUGAGCAAGCAUGCAGGACUCAUUUUUCCUCUCACCUCUCUGUCAAAAUGGGCCUGAGCAAACAGAGGAUGAGCCUGGCUGAAGGGAGAGCUGGGGAAGGCAAACAGAGACUGGUCAAAGCCAGCAGGCAUGCAGGAGCGUUCCUCACCACAGCUCUGGACUGAAAUAUUCAGAGCUCCUGCUGCAGGACAGACCAGUCACCACUAUUGACACCCUCAAGGUGUCAGUUCAAGCUUUGAGUGAGGUCCCUAAAGCACCAAUGUGUGGGAACAUAUUCUACUCCCAGGGCAUGUUAUAUAAUUCCAAUAAGUAAAGUAUUCUUGUCUUUCUUGAAUUAUACUGUGUUUAGUGAGGUCAUAGAUCUCUGAGAUGUGUUGUCCUGAGGCAAGUUGUCAAGUUUUUCUGAUUUGCUUCUAGUCUACUUUAUUGUUUACUCUGGUAGUUUUUCUGGUGAUAUUUAGUUUUCAUUACAUGGCUGUACUUUUUUGAUUAUCUAAUGCACUAUAUUUUUUGUGAUAUGUUCUUGAGAACAAAAUAAAUAAUAAUAAUAAUACCAGAUAAUACCAGAGUUUCCACAUUUUUAGCCCACUUAAUUCAAAUAAUGUAAAAUUUAUGACUUAGAUCCGAUUGUUUCUUCUUAUAGGCAUUUUGUUUUUGGUUGGGAAUUGAAUCGAAGACUCACUGCUUGAAAUCUUUUGUGCCCAUGUGGUGCCCAUAACUGCCUGUUUAUAGGGUUGCCACAGUUUAUGACUUUAUAUGGCAACGUUACAUACUCCAUUGUGUAUUUCACAGUUUGAAGGCCGCAUAGCCUCCAUUUAUUUCUAUGCAAAAGUGAGCUUGUAGAAACUUGCUUGUGGUAUGUAACAGAUCACAGUGAACACCCAGGAUCCCCACCUACCAGAGGUAAUUUGUGGUUGAACAGGAAAGGUUUGUCGAAUCAAUUUGCACUCGUAAAUGUCAUCAUGACACAACAAUGUCCAAUUGUAAAACAGAUGUUCAGCAUCUAAUGUAAUAUCAUAACUUUAAAGAGCUUGUGUGUUUUCAAAUUGAUUCUCACUCAAUUUGGUCAAGUGUAAACCAGCAGUAAAAGGUGAAAGAAUCAGAAUGAAAAAUCCACAGCUAGCAGCAGGAAAGUGAUUUGUAGUAAAUGCGUUAAACCACCAUCAAGGUUUUGUUUUUUUUUUUUGUUUUUUUUAGCUUUAAAAGGAAUCAAAUCUGAGUCAACAUAAGCUCCAUGUGUUCUCUGAGAUAUAUUUGAGUUGCACCUGCAUUUUAUCCUUUGACAAUGGAGGGUAUAGGCUGGGGGAUCUAUGGCGCCUUAUAGAUCAGUAAUGUUAAUUCCCAGUACAGCAGACUAGCAUCAGGAAGUGGCUUGGUGUGACAGUUAGCGCUGGGUGGGGCAUUGGAGGAGAAGAGACAGGCGCCAAACGGGACACUAGGACUGUGGGAAAUGACACUGGUUAUAACACCUCCGACUUUUACACCACGGUUACCGCGGCUCAUAUAUAAGGAGAGGUCUCUUUUCAAACAACAAAAUGGUUGACCGGCAAGGAAAUGAUAAAUAAAUGUAGCAUGUGCCACCCACAGAUGGAAGCCCCCACAUUUGCAAGCCUGCAGCCAAACUUCAUGAGGAGCUUCCAGAGCAAGAUGCCUGAUUUGACUGCAGGACAGAGAGACAGACUCGCUGUGCUGGCAGCAGGAAUGAGGCGUCCAAGAUUUGGUCCUUCCAGUCAUUGACUCCAAACAAGGGAAGCAGAGCCAAACCAGUCAGCCAUGUCUCUGCUCCACGAAACAAUCAAGAAGUGUCCAAAAUCAUCAACCAUUUUGUCCCCAACGCUUGAACAGAAUGACUUCAGACAGCCAUGGAUGUUUUGAACCUCUGGAUUGGGACAUAGAGGCGGACUGUCAUCAAACACCUGAUCCAUUAUCCAUUGAAGAUGUGUGUGAGCAAAAAAAAAAAAAAGUCCAGGUAAAAGUAUCUCUCAAAGUGGAUAAUUCUUUUUGCAAAAAAAUCAUUUAUUUAUUUGUUGUUUUUUUGAUAAUUUCAGUUAUUUCUGUUCUCUCCUUAGAUAAUUGACUGGGCUUAAGCUAUGGAGAAACUAUACAGAAAACACAGAUCACUGAAUUUACCACAAUUUUAGCAUCUCUUGUAAAAGAAAAAAAAAGGUGACAUUUCUUAUCAUUUAUGAGUAAUGUGAAAUUAAAGACAUCUUAAUGUCUUUAAACUUGGAAAAAUCCACUGUAUUUCUUUUUUUUAAAAUUAAAAUCAUGUCUUUUGUCCACAUCAUACUAGUAAACUGUAUUACAGUCAUAAAAUAAUAUUGCUCAUUGCCCAUUUAAUGUCAAUUGUUAUUACCGUAAAGCCUUAAUACAUGUGUAGGUUUGCUGAAAUAAAAGCUAUACUACAAUAAAAUAUUAAUAUAGCUAUCAAUGUUAUUUUUAAUUUGCAAUUAGAGUUACUGAGUGAUGAUACAUAUCUGAAGUGAGUAAUUUGUUUUAUUAAGUGAAAGCUGUAAUAAAAUUAUAAAGGAAGUGGAUCUUGCAUUUGAGUGCAUCUUAUAAUCUUUAGAUUUUUUUAUGUCGUCAUCCAUUUAUUAAUUGAUUCAUCAGUCAUAUAGAAGAACCCACAAACACAGGGCUGGAAUGAUGUCAUUUAAAAUGUGAGAAGGCUUAUCAAGUCAGAACAAUUUCUCUGCAUUUAAAUUAUUUUAAAAUUGGACAAAGCUUCUCAUAAAAAUUUAAAGGAAUAAGAUAUAAAUCUGGACUAAAAUCUGACUCUUGCCGGACUGCAGCCCGGCCGUGGUCAGCCCACAGUGGCUUGGUUUCUGCAGGUGUGGCUUUGAUCUAAGUGUCAGUAUUUACAGGUUGAUGUCAUAAAGACGGUUAAACUGCUUUAUUCAAAACGCUGUCAUCCUGUGGGCUUCAAUGAUAUGGCCGCUACCAGCCAAUCUGUGACAAGCCCGCAAAGAUCAAAGAGGAGACGAGCCAACCAUCUCUGCUCCAAACACCCAUCCUGACAUGGAGCUUCUCUUCAGCCUAUAUAUUUAGGAGCUGUAAAAGUGUGUCUGUGUGAAUGCACAAGAAGAAGAGGAAAGAGAUUCUGGAGCAGCUUAAGGUUCUUCAGUAAUCCGUGUGAUUACAACCAUCCAACCCUGGAGCUGUUGGACAGGAUGGCGACAGGCGCGGGCGAGUGUCCCAGCAAGGCCGUCCAGUACCGGGUGGAUCACCUCCUCAGCGCCGUGGAGAGUGAGCUGCAGGCCGGCAGCGAGAAGGGAGACCCCACGGAGAGAGAGCUCAAAGUGUCCCUGGAUGAGAACGAGCUGUGGCAGAAGUUUAAGGAUCUUACAAAUGAAAUGAUUGUUACAAAGAAUGGCAGGCGCAUGUUUCCAGUGCUGAAAGUGAACGUGUCUGGACUGGACCCGAACGCUAUGUAUUCUUUUUUGCUGGACUUCGCAUCUGCGGACAACCACAGGUGGAAAUAUGUGAACGGGGAGUGGGUUCCUGGUGGCAAACCUGAACCCCAGACUCCCAGCUGUGUGUACAUCCAUCCAGACUCUCCGAACUUCGGGGCACACUGGAUGAAGGCUCCCGUCUCCUUUAGUAAAGUCAAGCUCACUAAUAAACUCAACGGUGGAGGUCAGAUAAUGUUAAAUUCUUUACACAAGUAUGAACCACGCAUCCAUAUAGUUCGGGUUGGAGGGCCGCGGAGGAUGAUCACCAGCCACUCAUUCCCAGAGACACAGUUCAUUGCAGUGACGGCAUACCAAAACGAAGAGAUAACUUCGCUGAAAAUAAAAUACAACCCCUUUGCCAAGGCCUUUCUGGAUGCAAAGGAGAGGAGUGACAACAAAGACCUAAGAGAAGAUGCCAGUGAAAACCAACAAUCUGGUUACUCUCAAUUAGGUAGCUGGUUCAUUCCAGGCACAGGCUCCCUUUGCCCUCCUGCCAGUCCUCACAGCCAGUUUGGGAGUCCCAUAUCCCUCUCGCCAUCCCACGGCUGCGAGCGCUACUCCACUCUGAGGAACCACCGCUCUGUCCCCUAUGCCAGCCCAUAUGGCCAUCGAACCAACUCACCCACCAGUUACAUUGACAACUCCUCACCUUGCCUGUCGAUGCUCUCAAGCCAUGACAACUGGUCCAGUCUUCAGAUGCCAGCUCACUCGAGCAUGAUGCCGAUGGCACACAACUCCACCUCUGGUACCAACUCUAGUCAGUACACCAGCCUGUGGUCUGUGAGUAACUCCCCACUGACUCCAGUGUCCCAGAAUGGGGGGAUAAACAACUGUCUGAGCUCCCAGUUCCUUCGAGGGUCCGGCAGCCACUAUCCCAGCCUGUCUCACUCAGUCACAGUGCCUUCUUCUGGCUCUCCCAUGUAUGACAGCAGCACAGCCACAGAAGUUCAUGAUACCACUGCUCAGUACGACGUCUCGCCACACGGUCGACUACCGUCAGCCUGGACCCCCGUCACACCUCCAUCCCUUUGAUGGGAAUAUAUCUGCGAACUGAGAGAAAGACACUCAUCAAACUUCGUCUGCAGGAUGCUUGAUCUGAUGUGACUUACAAGAAUAAUUAACUAAAAAAUAAGCUGUUUUCUAUGAUCCCAAACUAAAUUCCACAGACCAAAUAUUCCUCUUUAAUUGUGGUCAGUUUGAAUUGAAUCAGGAUGUUCACAUUCCAAGACUUUUCCACUGUUUAUCUGAUGCUAAUUAGAUACAAAAAAGGCUUUAAUUCAAACUAUUUAUGACUUCACAAGCAAAAUAACUAUGCAAGUUUUCCCUUUUGGUUUAUUUUGUUCUUGAAUUCAUUGGAUAUUGCUGUGCAGGAUAGCGAGAAAAAAACAUAUACUUUAAUUUUUGUCAACCAACAUCUAUUUUAAUCUGCUUAUAUUAAGCAUAACUCCAUGAUAUUCACAGAAGUUAGCAAAAAAGACGUACAGCAGAAAAAUGUUGACGAUUUUAAGCAUUGUUUAUAGUGUAAAUGAGAAAAAAAUCAUGGUUUAUGCACUGUAAAUAGAUAAAUGAAAGUUUUUGUACUACAGUGAGAUAGUAUGCUCCGGAAUAUUUUAAAAAAUAAAAUAAAAAUGGGGAUCUAAUGUCAAUAUUCUGCUAUGCAGAUGAUACACAUCUUUCCAUGUCAUUAAUAAAACACAUCUCUCAUA
Amphiprion ocellaris (clown anemonefish) is the source of this 5270-nucleotide messenger RNA. It is a transcript of the gene tbxtb, whose product is annotated as T-box transcription factor Tb. The transcript has 11 exons. Gene Ontology annotation, cellular component: nucleus. Gene Ontology annotation, biological process: cell fate specification; heart morphogenesis; somitogenesis. Lineage: Eukaryota; Metazoa; Chordata; Actinopteri; Pomacentridae. The record is from RefSeq and is a predicted model, not a curated record. Gene Ontology annotation, molecular function: RNA polymerase II cis-regulatory region sequence-specific DNA binding; DNA-binding transcription factor activity, RNA polymerase II-specific. Bases 3283 to 4596 code for a protein of 437 amino acids.